This is a messenger RNA of Polychytrium aggregatum, 2496 nucleotides long. RefSeq lists its product as uncharacterized. The record is from RefSeq and is a predicted model, not a curated record. Bases 422 to 2389 code for a protein of 655 amino acids. Lineage: Eukaryota; Fungi; Chytridiomycota; Chytridiomycetes; Polychytriales. The transcript has a single exon.
GCCACAGGCGCAGCCAUCCCGGAUAGCUGCGUCGUGGGACCCGAGAUCGCCAGGACGGGCUGGGCGGACAUCAUGCACUUGCCCGUCGCAUGCGGCAGCGUUGCCCGGGGGCCACCAAUCAAACGCCAUUGUGUCGUCGAUAAUGGAUCGACAUCAACCCAUUUGCUUUUUCUCCGGCAUCGGCGAUGGCAUUCGCAAAAGCAGGGAGGGACUGGUCUUGCAGCUGGCCAACAUCAGCCUUCCAAAUCGCCAUUACAGCAAUACAUCCAGCCUGUGGCUCGCUCUGGCGAUAAUCAAGGGCCGGCUGUGAAUUCAUCCGCUUUGUAACCCAUCUCCUGCUCGCAAAACUGAGCGGGCACCUACCGCUCUCGGUCAAGCUUAUCCUUGCGUCGCCCUUCUGAUUUCUUGCUCACCCUCAGUGAUGGCCGCCAAAGUCUGGAUCACCGGCCGUCCGGCUCCUCCUGAUCCCAAGGACGACCCGCUGUUCCCAUGGAAGCCAAGGAUGCCCUUCAAAAAAGGGCUGGCAACCGACAUUGUCAUGGGCGAUGACCGCGAGUACCAGCCGCGCCAGAACAGCUCGACGUUCGCAUCAGACUACAGCGCCUAUCGCGGCGGCCGUCCUCUCAAUAUCGCUCAUAAACGCGAAGCCGACCUGGUUGAGGCAGCCGGACAGCCUCUUGGCAUCAACUGCACAUCCAAGAUGGAGCAGCACAUCUCAUUUGGCGAUGAGCAGAAGCUGAAUGCAGCCAAGUACAAGAGCGUCACAUCCGACAGCUUCCAGGCCCCCGAAACCGUCGAUGAUCUUUCGCUCAAGCUCCUCGAUAUUCGUGACAAGGCCAAUAGCCAGUCUGGAAGCGGUGUCGGCCCGUGGAUCUCUCGUCCACAGACCUUGAUGGCUGCAGCGCAUGUCGGUACAAAAACCCGCGAAGACCUGCCCGUGGACAACCAGCACUUCAAGUCCUUCCUCACCACCAACCAGGAGUCGCAGCAAAAUCUGCAGCUCCCCUUUAUCCUUGAGCGAAACAACAACUAUCAUAGUUCGGAGCCCAAGGGCCGUGAGCAGUUUGGGCCCGAUGUGACUCCAGCCGAAAUCAUAUCAAGCCUGGCGGCCGAGAGCAACACCACCAAGCAAAAGCUCUGUGAGCGAAACCACAAGAGCUCCAUCCCACAGGGCGACAUUGAGCGCCAGGCAAACUAUUCCACCGUUGCGUCGACAUCGUUUAAACCACACGGACACCGACACUAUCAUGUCGAAAAGGCACCCCCACCAAUUCCUGCAAAGUUCCUAUCCGGUGAUCAAGACAGCCCCAGAGAUAUGUAUGUGACCACGAAUGCCUCGCAGUAUGCUAAGAAGCAUGUCCGUCAUCUGAUGAUGGAUACGCGCGGCUGGAGAGGCAGAAGCAGUAUCCCGUUUGGUGAGACCGAGCUGGAUCGAAAGCGGACGCAUCCAACCGUGACCCAGAGAGACUUUUACGAGCAUCGAGAUCCACCCAAGAGAGUGACAUUUAUGCGCGGGUGCUAUGGCCGGAUCAUCAACGAUGGCUCGGCGGAGCUCCAGCUGGAACGAGAGCGCAGACUGGGCAUGGCAGGGGCCUUGAAGUCGUGCAAGACCGAUGAGCCCUUCAUCAGCUGCUCGCAUUCACAGCUGACGAGCUGGUCCUCCGACGAGAUCAAAUCCACCAAAGACUCGGCAGUUGCUGGCAACGGCUCUGGCUCGGACACCAUUCCAACGAGUGUCAAAGAGCACGUUGACUCGAACGAAGAGAUACUCCACGGGCCCAAUCAGAUCAACGUGUCAUCGGUUCCGACCGGUACACACCAUCCCAUGUCGGCCUCGUUUCAGACAACGACGCAAAACUGCUUCCAGCCCUAUCCAGAUGCCGAAUUUCCAACAUUCCCGAUCCUGGGAGAGCGCAUAACAAAGAGUAGCCUCGGUCUCGGUGAGCCUCUGCCGGAAGCUCUGGUGGACCUCUUGUCUCGAAAUAACUUCAAAACCACCUCUGGGGAUACGUACAUCCACCACCGGGGUGCCCAUCCUGCAACGCCGCCACCACCACGGGGAGCACUCGUGGUGGGUGAAGAGGGAGAGUACCCCAUGGAAAUGAACAGGACAACACAGAUGGACCACUUUCAGCCCAAGCCUUAUAGCUUUGAGAAGGCAAAGCCCCACCCGUCGGUGGCAAAGGGACUGAUCUUUCCAUUUUUCAAAAACAAUACGGAGACCACCACUAAUCAUUACUUCCGAAAGAGGGAUGGUAUCGUCCAAGUUGAGCACCCAAGCCUCAAAACAGUCAAGAAAAAUGCAAACAAUAGCGGCAUUGUGUUUGGCGAUCCGAAAGUGGGGUUUUAUGGUGAUCCGUCCUACAGGCCGAAAAAUGGAGCCAGGUAGCCGCGGCGACUGUGAGCCAUUUGCUGAAGGCAAAACCCUCCCCCGAAAGCAAACAUGGAAAUGAUUAUGACGUGGAAAAGCGUUGAGUUAUGGGAAGGGUUGGGCGU